AGCUAAUAGCCGAAAGCCCCCAUUUCCCGCAUGGAUACCCAAUGGAUCCAGACCUUCACUCUGAGCACGAUCGUCUCCAUUCCUUUCCCUUUUUAGUGGCGUUUCACCUCUUGACUUUUGUCCCUGUGAUCGGCAAACCGGCACGAGCGGUAAACCGGAACUGACACUUAAAGCUCACUGGGCAAAAACUCCUCGUCACAACGAAUGUUGUGGUUUUUUAGGUGGACGAAAGACCUCCAAUUGAUGAGUCAUUCUUCGGUAACGACCUGGUGGAGUCGACCUAACCUUGGCAGUUUAGUGAUGAGGGACUCGCCAUUUAUUCAUCACUGAUUGAUCGAUCCAUUCAUUCACUGUCCACUGACUGGGGCCUUAUGGACUCCUCCCCCGUCUGGAGUACGGGGAUAUGGGGUAAAUGAGCUUAAGCUGAAGCAUUGAAGAACACCAACUUAAGGGUUCAGUGGACCAGACAAGACCUUAGAACCUACUCCGUACAACUGACUGUAAGCACUCAUAAUUAGAUCAUAAACGACGCUAAACCAUCGUACUCGGAAUGACCUCGGAAAUGAGCUGCUCCUGGAUGGGGGCCCGGGAUUCGUUCCACAAUACAUGAUACAGUGUCAGCCCAGCUUGCCAACACCUACCAAGUUUUCCAAGAUGAAAAAUGCAUGGGUCUGCUUAGAUAGGUCGAUCUCUAGCGGUAAGAGAUCAAUCGUUUCUCCGAAGGUCUAUGUAGAGGACAUGUGUGGAGGCGAUUGCUCGACCUCGGACUCUGGCCGGCAAGAGAAUGAGAGAUACCCGAGCAGACAACGUUAACAUGAUUGCGAAUAUUCUUGGCAACUACGAUUAUAAGUUCAUUAUGUACGAUACCC
Messenger RNA from Aspergillus caelatus, 869 nucleotides. RefSeq lists its product as uncharacterized. The record is from RefSeq and is a predicted model, not a curated record. Gene Ontology annotation, molecular function: growth factor activity. The transcript has a single exon. Lineage: Eukaryota; Fungi; Ascomycota; Eurotiomycetes; Eurotiales; Aspergillaceae. Bases 607 to 813 code for a protein of 68 amino acids.